Molecule: messenger RNA, 3387 nt
Organism: Carassius carassius (crucian carp)
Lineage: Eukaryota; Metazoa; Chordata; Actinopteri; Cypriniformes; Cyprinidae
Product: sterol O-acyltransferase 1-like
Exons: 16
Coding region: 222-1865 (547 amino acids)
Biological process (GO): cholesterol metabolic process; cholesterol efflux
Cellular component (GO): endoplasmic reticulum membrane
Molecular function (GO): fatty-acyl-CoA binding; cholesterol binding; cholesterol O-acyltransferase activity
Source: RefSeq, a predicted model, not a curated record
GUAGAACAAGCGCCUGUUGUUUCGGGUGAUUUCUCAAAAAGGGACUCUGAUUUGAUUUUCAAAAGGCCUGAUGCUGCUUGCUGUCAGUCACACUGUUCUCGUUGAGUCACAUUAAUAUCGUUCAAUCACGCGGCGUCGCCAGUGUCAACAUUCACCGAGUUUGUCUGCACAAAGCUGAAUUAUUACAGUCGUGUGUAUUUAGGAAGACGCACAACCGCAGGAUGGUGAAUGAGGGUGCUGGCGGCCCACGCUGUCGCAGGGGGUCUCAUAAGGCGGUUCCGUCCUCAGACCAGGAUGGCACAGGUGCUGAAAGAGCCACAGGAGAGGUGCCCUGCCCCACUAAUGGAACAGUGGAAGUGGAGCACAUUAUCAGUGCAAAACUACAGCUGAAGAAGAAAGCUGAGCAUUUGAAGGCAGACCUGAUGAGGCAGUUUGACACCCAAGUCAAUGAAUUCAUGGAAAGUCUGAUAGAGGAGUCUGCCAGUCUGGGUUCGUCCCAUGUGAGCACAGUCUUUCCUCUCUCAGAAAAGGAGAAAAACAAACUCAGGCUUACGCAACCUCCCCAAGUCCAAAGCAAGCAAUACGUGAUUCGUCGAUCCCUGUUAGAUGAUCUCUUUGAGGUGAACCACAUUCGCACCAUCUAUCACAUGUUCAUCGCCCUCCUCAUUCUCUUCAUCUUCAGUACACUCGUGGUUGACUUCAUCGAUGAGGGCAGACUGGUGCUUGAGUUUGAUCUGUUGGUGUACGCGUUUGGCCAGUUCCCCCUAGUGGUUGUCACGUGGAUGUGUAUGUUCCUGUCCACUCUUGUGGUUCCAUAUGUACUGCUGAGUGUCUGGGCCAGCAUUUACCCCACGUCAAACCAUCGGGGCUUAUGGACAGUGCUGGCCGGUUCUCUCUUGCUGCUGUACCAGGGCCUGUGUUUGGGUUUCCUUCCCACAUAUGUGGUGCUGAAGAACGGCCUUCCCCCUGCUUCAUGCUUCAUACUUAUUCUGGAACAGGUGCGACUGAUAAUGAAGGCUCACUCUUUCAUCAGGGAAAAUGUGCCAAGAGUGCGAUCCUUAGAACGAAGCAAAACAAAUUCAUUAGCAGUACCUCAGUUCACUCAGUACAUUUAUUUUCUCUUUGCACCUACCCUAAUAUACAGAGACAAUUAUCCACGAAAUCCAUGUAUUCGAUGGGGUUAUGUGGCUAUACAAUUUUCUCAGGUGCUCGGGUGUUUGUUUUAUGCGUAUUACAUAUUUGUGCGGCUGUGUAUCCCUCAGUUCCGCAGUAUCAGUAUGCAGCUCUUUGAUCUGAGGGCCAUGGUGUUGUGUGUCUUCAACUCCAUACUGCCAGGAGUGCUGGUGCUAUUCUUGGCGUUCUUUGCCUUUCUGCAUUGCUGGCUUAAUGCGUUUGCUGAAAUGCUACGAUUUGGAGACAGAAUGUUUUACAAGGACUGGUGGAACUCCACUUCAUUUGCUAACUAUUACCGCACAUGGAAUGUUGUAGUACAUGAUUGGCUCUAUUACUAUGUCUACAGGGACUUCCUGUGGAUGACACAGAAGCGAUUCCGUGCAGCGGCCAUGUUGGUUGUUUUUACGGUGUCUGCUGUGGUGCACGAGUAUGUUCUGGCCAUCUGCUUUGGCUUCUUCUACCCUGUCUUGUUCUGCCUCUUCAUGUGCUUUGGAAUGGUGUUUAACUUCGUUCUUAAUGACCGGAGAAAAGGGCCGAUCUGGAACGUGAUCAUGUGGACUGCGCUGUUCCUGGGUCAGGGGGUUCUCAUCUGCCUGUACUCUCAGGAGUGGUACGCACAGCGCUUCUGCCCCAUUGAAGAGCCUUCUUUCAUAGACUUGCUAAAGCCUCGCUCCUGGACUUGUUCUCCGUAGACUAACACUGCUGUAGGUGCUCACUAAUGCCACACCACCAGUCACAAGAUGAAUGAGAAUUACACUUGACUUGCUCUGGAACUUUUUUAGCAUUCUGUAGGUAUCGCACUCUGACCAAACAAAAUGAAAAGUGACAAUCUUACUCUAUAAUCAUGAGGACACUUCAAUUUAUGAAGGGGCCUUAGAUAUUUUAUUUGUUUAGAUCUUAAUAUUUAUGAAAACUUCUGUAAUAGAAUGAAGAAUGUCUAUAAUGUGCAUUAUGAAUAUUGUUAUUUCCUUUGAAAUGUCCAGUUAGCAUUUGACAGUCUAAUUUAGGUUAUGUCUGAUCUGGAGAUUCUAUUUUUAGAAGCCUCUGUGAUGGGCUUCUACGGUAAAUGUGUUUUGUUUACUGCCACUUCUUAGAUAUUGUGUUUGAUGUUGUGGUGUUAUUCCAGUACCGCAGAGGCCAUGGAUAUGUGGUACAUUUUAACCAGUUUUUGUGUGGACUGUACAAAAUCGUAGAAUGUUUACAAGAAUUGUUGAGAAUUCUAAAACCUCAAUGGAUUUAAAUUAUGUGCCAUACUGCUGUAAAACAAUUUUUCUUUUUUCUUCUUACCUUUUACUCCUAGACUUUUAAUUAAAAUGAAGAUGAUUUGGGGGAUAUUCUCCAUUCUGCCAGUUUUAUUUACCAUUUUUAUUGUUUGAAGAGUUAGAUUGGUAGUCUGGAUUUAAAGUUUUGGAAAUUUUUACUUAAUUUUUUCCCCCUUUCCACAGAGCUAAACUAAUUAGAUACUAAUUUUAAAGCCAUGCUUUGGGACAUAUUUAUUACAAAAUAGGGUUUCAAAUGUUCGGAAGUGUUGAGGUUUUGCAGCUGGCUGCACUCAUGUGAUCAUUACUAAUUGUUUUCAAGCACAAUCCCUUUAUUAGUGAAAGAUUAUGUACACUGACAGAGUAUGCAGGGGAUUUAAUGUAAAAAAAAAACUUAAAGUCUAGGACAUUUUGAAUGUCAUUUAUCACUGCAAAAAAAAACAGUUUUGAGUGAAUACUCUCCAGUUCCACAAGAUGUACGAGAUUUUCUGUAUUAUAUUUGUAAAACAUACUUGCAAUAUCUGUGGCGACCAGCAGGUGGUAAUGGAGAGUUGAAUGUUAGGACUAAAUUUCCACACAGCAUUUUUGAUUUUAUUUCUUUAUGGCACCUGCAAUGUAAGUGCUCAAUUUUAAUUUCCAGAAUACUUAAUGACUGUAAUUUUCACCACAAAAAAGUGAUCAAUGUUUUGCUAGAAUCUAAACAGAGGUCAUAUUUUUACAAAUAUUUUCAUCAAUUUAUCUUGUGAAAUAUUCAGUGUGUAGGUCUACCUCCAUGCUUUGCAAUGGACAAUUAACAGUUUUUACUGUUUCAACUGACUAUAGUGGUUUACUUUUUAUGCACUGUGUACCAUGUUGUAUAUUGAUGAGAUAACAGUUUAUAUCAGGCUAAUGUUUAUUGUGACAGGACAGCAUACAAUAAUAUGUGAAUUAAAAUGUUAUUUCUUUACAUAUUAAA